This is a messenger RNA of Bacillus rossius redtenbacheri, 8539 nucleotides long. RefSeq names its product fez family zinc finger protein erm-like. The record is from RefSeq and is a predicted model, not a curated record. Gene Ontology annotation, biological process: regulation of transcription by RNA polymerase II. The coding region runs from base 189 to 1475 and encodes 428 amino acids. Gene Ontology annotation, molecular function: RNA polymerase II cis-regulatory region sequence-specific DNA binding; DNA-binding transcription factor activity, RNA polymerase II-specific. The transcript has 2 exons. Lineage: Eukaryota; Metazoa; Arthropoda; Insecta; Phasmatodea; Bacillidae.
GCAACGCGCAGCUCUCGAACAAGCGAGCAUCACACUGCACAGCAGGUGUUUAUAUUUUCUGUCAAAGACGCUUUAUUUAUGAGAAUAAAAUAUAAUGGGAUCAACAAUACUACAAAUAGUAUGUGAGAAAUGAAUAAGUGAUACAGUUUUCCAUAGUAAGGUCACUUAACAUAAAUACAACCUACAAAAUGAAUUUCUCACCGUUUGGAGGUCACUUUUCUGCAGCGUCGAUACCAAUACAUCAGUUUGCAGCAAAGUUCACUCACGACGGCAAUGGCGGCGGGCUGCCACCACAGGCGGUAGGAGAUGCGGGUGGCGCGGGAGCGCGGUACCAUUCGAGUCCCGGCCCGGCGCACUUCAACCAGCACCACCCUCCUAUCGGCAUGCCGGUCAACAUGGGUAAGUACCGCGAAACGAACGGUGCUGGCGGCCAGCCGCAGGUUGCCAACGUGAUGAACCCCAACUCGAAGUACCACCAAGGCGGGCACCACUACGGCGGCGUGCCGUACGGCCAGGCGAGCGGCGUGCAGCAAGCUCCGCCGGCAUCCCCCGUGGGAGACAAGCGGCAGGCGUACCACGGGGACGUGGGGCAGCCCCAGGACUUGUGCGCCACGCUCAAGGAGCUGAAGAGAGAGGAGGACAAGGAAGAGCGGCCGGGCUCGGGGGAGGUGGAGUACAACUCGAUGCUGCACCACCAGCAUCACGGCACGCAGACGACCGGCAUGCCCGCCACGUGGCAGAGCCUCGCCACGCCCGGCUCCACCGUCGCGGACUACCUGUCACAUCUGCCUGCCUCCACCCUGCCCAUAAGCCUGCACCACUUCCUCAAGUACUCGGCGGAGAACAUCAAGAAGGAGCAGGACGCCAACACGGGCGGUGCCGUGCUCGGCGUGUCCACCACCACGCCGGGUGUGAUGGGCGGGGCCCCCACCGGCCCGGGCACCAAGAAGAAGAAGAAGAAGAAGGUGCCGAAGGAGAAGAAGCCGCGGCCGCGGCCCGGGGAGAUCCGGCUGACGACGGCGUUGGACGGCUCCACGCUGUACUGCUGCCCCGAGUGCCACAUGGCCUACCCCGAGAAGGAGCUCUUGGAGCAGCACCUCAUGGGACACACGCUGGAGCGCAGAUUCGUGUGCGACAUCUGCGGGGCGGGCCUGAAGCGCAAGGACCACCUGACGCGCCACAAGCAGAGUCACAACCCGGAGCGCCCCUACGUGUGCACCGUCUGCCUCAAGGCCUUCAAGCGCAAGGAGCAGCUGACGCUGCACUUCGUGAUCCACUCGGGGGAGAAGCGGCACGUGUGCACCGAGUGCGGCAAGGGCUUCUACCGCAAGGACCACCUGCGCAAGCACACGCGCAGCCACAUCGCGCGCCGCGUCAAGGCGGAGCUGAGUCAGCACGCCCCCCAGCCCCAGCAGGGGCCCCAGCAGCUGAUGGGAGUGCCUGCGGAGCAGCAAGCCCCGCCACUGCUCUCCUGAAUGGCGGCCAAUGGGAACUAUGCCAACGUUCCCAGCUUCCUCAACUCGGAUCUCCUGGCGUUUGUGUCCGCUGCUAAGGAUGCAUUCUAAACUCGACACGUUUUAAGUGUCACGUAAACUCGGCAUGUUUCAAUGUCACAUAAACUCGGCAUGUUUCAAUGUCACAUAAACUUGGCAUGUUUCAAUGUCACGUCUCCGACUGGAACGUUUACUUGGCGUCCGGUCGAGCCAAUAUUAUAAUUGCGACCCGUUUGCAUAUCGCGUCAUUGGACGUCUAAAGUGCGCCAUGGUUAGUACUGGAGAGAUUUUCGUACAAUGCAAGCAAUUAGAUGAUAAUUCAGGGUGUGUUUUUGCAUGGUGUAGAAUAAUAUGAUCAAAUCUUUUUAGCUAUCUCUUGUCUUUCGCAGUUGACAAGCUAUAGUUUUUAAAAAAUUACCAUUGUCAGGUUGAAAAUAACAUAAAAGUUCUCUCUUAGGAGAACUUUUAUAAAUGUCUGCAGUGUGUUCAUCCAUAUACUUAAAUAUGUUUACCUGACUAGAUACAAAGUAUGGGCCAGAUACCAGUCCUCAUAUUGAAUGCCUUUCAAUUCCUGUAUUAUUUGACAGAUCUGUGCUGCUUCGAACCUUCCUCUACUUGUAAAUGGGUUAGUUAGAAAUAACUAGUUGCAUUGAAGAAGCAUAAACUGUGAUAUUACCAAAGAGGUUUGGCGUACACUACAGUAUUAGAUAUGUAAAUAUGCAUGCAUACACAUAGUCUAUUAGUUUGUGGUGUGUGUGGGUAAUUUUUUUUUUAUUUGACAUGACAAAGAUUUUACCAAUUUGUAAUUCACAUUUUACAGCUGAAAAAGGUCUGCUGUAGGCAUCUGUGUGAAUGCUGUAGAUGUUUCACAUUGAUAUUGAUAGUGAGGUAUAGGCAUUGUUUUCAAUUGUGAUACUGGUUUCUAGAGAUGUUAACAGACAUGCUUAUUUCCUGGAUACUGUAUUAUGUUGUUGCCUCAGUGAACAGAGUGGUGCAAUGAGCAGAUCCCAUGCCUUUCCACCAGGUUAUCGGGGUUUAGUCCUCGUGAAUUCCUUUGUGAAAUGUGGUAGGCAUCAUGAGGUGGUGGGGUUUUGGCCAGCAACUCCAGUACACUUUCUGCAAACAUCUGCACCUUCUGUACUGUCAUACCUCUGUCCUUGUGUCACACACUCCGGUACCAGUCCUGCCAGCAUCUGCACCUUCUGUACUGUCAUACCUCUGUCUCUUGUGUCACACACUCCGGUACCAGUCCUGCCAGCAUCUGCACCUUCUGUACUGUCAUACCUCUGUCUCUUGUGUCACACACUCCGGUACCAGUCUUGCCUGCAUCUGCACCUUCUGUACUGUCAUACCUCUGUCUCUUGUGUCACACACUCCGGUACCAGUCCUGCCAGCAUCUGCACCUUCUGUACUGUCAUACCUCUGUCUCUUGUGUCACACACUCCGGUACCAGUCCUGCCAGCAUCUGCACCUUCUGUACUGUCAUACCUCUGUCUCUUGUGUCACACACUCCGGUACCAGUCCUGCUAGCAUCUGCACCUUCUGUACCAUCGUAAACCUGUCCAUUGUGUCACACAUUUCAGUACCAAUCCUGCAAUGUUCUGAAAAGAGACACUUUAAUGUUUGAAUAUACUGCUAUAGCUGAAAGUUUUAAAAUACAUAACAGCAUCAUUAUAUAGCAGGGUGGAGUGGAUAUAUUCCGUUGUAGGUACUAAUGCAUCCUGCAAAACUAGAGACAAUACAAAUGUAUUCCAGCUGUAUUAUGCCACAAUGGAUGUCUAAAAUACAUUAGAAAUGCACACAUGUGAGUUUGUAUUGAAAUAUUAAUAUUAUUCUUACUGUGGCAGAGUUGAGACUAAUAAGUAUUAACUGUAUUUGCAUUUUAUAAAAUGGAAAAGGCUGCCCAUUUGAUUAAUUGAAAAGGCUUAAAUCAGUAAAGAGAUACGUAAAAUAAUCCAAUCCCUUACUUUGCACAUUUUAAAAUUGCUUGAUUAUUUAGUGAUAUUAAUUUUACUGUCUCGUUCUUAAAUAGCACGUCUGCAAAUUUCAGUUAGCACGAAAUAGUCAAAUAGCCAUAAGGAAAAAAAAAACGGCCAUGACGCCACGAAGUCUGCUUCAACUCGGUAAACAACAGAUGUACUUAUCGUGGCAUACAGUUAGCCAUACGCGCGCAGGUCUGCCUACGUCAUUGGCUGUUGUACAAACAUCAGCUACGGCAAGUUCAGUUGCGGCUAUUGGGUGUAAAGGACCAAAUGUUUUUACAUCCGCGCGUAUGUUGCCGGGCCAUGAUGCAUGUCAGUCUAGCCAGUGGCAGGGAACUCGCAUGCUCAAACACAAAGCAACGUCUGCCCAUUUGUCUGCCGGUAACUGUACGUAUGCAAGCACCUGCAGUUGGAAUCAUGGCUUCCUAGUGAGAGCGUAAUGCUUCAUGUUAAAUUAUUUGAGUUGUGACAUAAUUAGAAGUAUUACAGCGAGCAGAAUUUCACGAAGGCCACAGUUAUGUUGGUCGCACAAUCGUACAUAUCGUAAAUAAGUACUCUAUCAAAAGUUUAUAUAAGUCUGAUGCUGUAAGUUGUACUAGCGGGAAUAUAUUUGACAUUAGAUACCGGAACAGAAAUGAAUGGAUGAUUCACAUGGAAAAGGUUGAUAAAUGAAUGGUGUAAUAAAAAAAAACUUGUCCUUACAGGAUUGGUGUGAACCAAGUGGUUAUACACGAAUAAGCACUUUAAUAUUGAAGUACAUAGCCACCUAUCUCCCUUUACGCGAUGUCGUAUUUGUCAUACAAAGUGUUCGAUGGUAGGAUUAUGAAGAUAAAUGGUGUGAUGUAUUUAUCAUUGAAUGUUAUUCUAUGCUUUUAUAGUACGUGGAGAAUAUUUCCCUACACAUUUCGUGACACAUUAAGUAAAUUAAUCACGCUAUUUGUGAAGACUGAUGUUUCAAAAUACGCGAUGAAUGAAAUGAACAUUUUUUGGAAGGCAUUAGCGGUGCUAAGUGAGGGAUUGGUGUAGUCUCCACGUGACUGCCCAGUUGAAGUGUCUGCCGGGGCUUGCAUGUAUACCGUAGUAGAGGCAAGACACAGCUCUUUAACACCCGAUACCGACUAAUGUAUGGUUGUCCCUGUUGGCUGUAGAAGCUCCUCUGGCUAGACUCAUCCCUGUUGUUUGUUGAGACCAACGUGUGCAUGUUGCCCCCCGCUCUGUUCGGCUCACCCUCCGUGGACGGGGAUGACGGUGUGCCAGAGCGCGAGGGGAACACAAUAUGGCGAUCGCAAUGCAAGCCCUUGUCGGUGCUGACAUUCAUGUGCUUCAUGUUCUGUACCCUAGCUUAUGAAACAUUCAUUUUGUGCAAACAUAGAGGUAUGUAUUUUUGCUUUAGUGGUUACCUGCAUCAGGUCUCUUUGCUCGGCAUGAAGUUUUUACCUAAGUCUUCCUGGGUCAUUCUGACUGCUGGUGCCACCUUACUGUCAACAUUUGACAUGCGUGUACUGGGUCGUUUAGAAAAGAGUUGCGGGUUCGAUCCCACGCCUCACUGUCACCAAGUGGCUUUCCAAGUGAUUAGAGCUCAUCGUGAUGACUGCGUCCCGGUCUUCAUCUGCAGCACAUCACUGGUAGGCUGCUGUUAGUCUGUGUAGGGCACAGCUUCCUCGCCUCACAUUCAGUAAAGACGUGAAAGAGCUCAUGAAGUAUUCCCUAGUUAUAGUUCGUUGCCUAGUCCUGCGAGGGGGCUGCUUGCGGGGGCAGCCCGAGCCCUGGGACGCGUCUGGGAAACACGAGUAUGUGGAUGAACACUCGCUGCGACAGAUGUGCUUAUUUUUCUACGCAGUAGUUGUAGUUCCGAGCGUGCGGCAGGAAGCUCGCCAGCCAGGGAGGUUCUGCCGUCUCACGUGUGCUCACGUCACCGGUGUCGCCUGCUGGUUCCUGGGCUCGACUGUGAUAGUCAUCAACACUGAAUCAUCGUUUAGUAUUUGAAAUGUUGUGAGACCAUUAAAUGAAUUAAAUCACUGGUGAUAUAAUCAAAAUGUUUGAUCAGUAUAUUUUUGAUUAGUAUGGCUGUAAUAUAGAGAGUUCUGUUACACAUUUAUUUCACAAGUCUAAAAAUAUUUUAUUUGAACUUUACGGAUAUUUUUUAAACUUACUGUAAAUGAUGAUCCUUGGGGAUUUCUAUGGAUUGUAUAAAAAGAAUGCAGCCCUAAAAAUAUAAUUGUAUAAAUUAUGUUAACGUUCAUCGAAUGUCGUAACAUUCGGGGCAGGUUCGGCACUCUGCCAACAUCCUUCAGCAGUCUAGGCACGCUUUUGUGCUGCGGCUCUCUCAAACAUCUAUACGUUUGUGUUGUGUCAGCUACUUUGCUUUAAAGCAUGUAUUGUGAUUAUUGUUUGAGUUUGUUUUCUUUGUUGGCAACUGUCAACAAGUGGAAAAUAUCUAAUUUCAUGGCUCGGAGCAGAAAGUCUUGUCGAACGUUAUCUUCACAGUUGGACAGCCACCAGUUACUGAUUCCAGGCUAUGAUAUUUAUACUAUCCACAUGUUGCCAUUUGUAAACAAAAAUAAUUGGGUCUCAGAAAUUAUUUGUAGUGCUCUCAUUGGUGAAAUUGGAAAUGAACUCUGUUCUGCUGGGAUUGGUGUGUGAAAGAACUAAACAGGUAAUUGUGCAAUUGUGAAAAUCCUUGCUUUUUUUGCAAGUGUUACAUGCUAGGGAUAUUGGGGCUUAGCAUAUAAUUUUCUAGAUGUGUGUUUGAGCCUUUAUACGUGGGUGAAGUGAAGUUCAUGUGGACCAUAUCCCAUAGUAUUUGCACUAAUGGAUGCAAGAUAGUGUUGCAGUAGUUUCGAAUGCCAAGUUUGAAAAAAAUGUUUGAUUGGUAGGGUCCAGAUUUUUUAUACUUGGAUAAUCUAAAGUGUAGGUUUUCAACCAAUUCCCAUUCAUAACGUGGGUAGCAGACAUUCUGCAGAACAAAUGUAGCCAGAAAAUGUAAUGAACAAGUUGAAUUUUAAAAUCUACAUUUAGGUUUUGGGGAAUGACGUUUAACAUAUAAAGUACAUCUUUUGUGAUUUAGACAUGUUCAGUUUGAAUACAAAUUGUAAUUGAGGGUUGCAUUCUUUUUUUAAAAGCCUGUGUAUAUCCCACAGCAUGUUGAUAUUACAUCAUUGUAUAGGUUCCCUCUGAACCUUUAUCUGUUGUGACGUCACAAUCGCUGGCUAUGUAUGAUUCAUUUCCCCCGAGCGAUCCCAAACGUAACUGACAUGUUGCAGCUUGUUUUUUAGUGCCAUCAAUUCUAGGUUUAGUUUCUCUAAGCUGCUGCGACUAGUAAUUUUAUGCUUAGUUUUUCCUAAGAAAUGGUCGGAAGAGCGUGACGUGUUCUCUUGGGUGUAAGCAUGUGGUUUUUGAGGCUGGGCCUACGGAAUUUAAUUUUGGUAUUUUAUUUGAGGUGGUUUCUGUACAGCCUAUGAGGAGGAGAGCCCUGUACGGUCGUGUCGGCGUACUUAGAGCUACUGUACUUUGCUUGCCAUUUCCAGCAAACAGUGCAAGACUGAAUUAGAGUCUCUGCUAUCGUGAAACCCUUGUAAAAAUGUGAUAUAAUUUAACUUAUUUAUUGUACAUGUGUGAAGUGAUAGAAAUUGUUACUGUGUGUUUUGGUGUAAUUGUAAGAUAAAGAAAGGUGCUGUAGUUGUUACAUCAUGUAUGCACUUGAAUCGCUAUCAAUUAAAAUCUUGAGUUGGUUUAGUUUGUAACUGACUUUAUAGUACUAUGCAGAAUUGGUGCGAAUGCCAAUGCUUUGUAUGCUUAUCUCGUGUUAGCCUGUACAAAUCUAAACAUUGGGAUACCAGCAGUGAAUCUGAAAUUAAUUUGUGUUUUAAAUCAUUUGAGUUUGAACAGUUGUAUUGUGCCAGAGUCAGGUAGCUUCAAGGUAGAGCCAUCCAGCUGUGAAGUAGUGCGCUACAGUUUUGGGAUUGCUAGCAAACAUUUUUCAUGUUGGUUGUGAUAACCUUCCUAAUUAUUUUAUAUUUAUUGAGUUUAAAGUGUGCCAUUUUUUUUUUUACUUGUAAGUAGACUAGUAUUCUUUUAUAUAUAUUUUUAUUUUAUUUUACAAGGUUGUUUCUUAAAGUGUUUUGUAAAUUUGUACUUUCUAAUCUCACCUUUACAGAGAUUUCAAAGCCAAAAUACUCACGGAAUAGUGCUAGGCACAGAAAAUAUUGUUUUAGAAAACAACUUAAAAUAAGAAUAAGAAAUAUUGUGUUCUAGUAUGCACACACAGGGUGCAAUGUAUUGUAUUGACGUGAUUUUCAAUCCAUGAAGAGUACGCAUAAUUUUUUAAUUACCAUUUUGUGCCCAUCAGGAUGUAAAUUCAUAGUGAAGGUUCAUAUUUUGCAGUAGUUUCAUUGGAAUACAUAAUACUAACUGUUCAUGGCUAAUUUUGAAGCAGUGUAUGAAUUAUUGUAUUUGGAAGAAAAGGUGUGUUAAGUUUGAGCCAUCUUUUCACACUUAUUUUUUAAUCUUUUCACAGUAUUAAUAACUAUUGUUAGCACAUUGGGAGCUUUAUGUAUGCAUGCUGGCUUAGACAUUGUUUGUAUAUCAUGUCAGAAUUUUAUACACACUAUUUCUUUACUGCGUAAAACUGUUUUGUGGCAUGUGUUUCGAAACCAAAGUUUCAUAGAAGCAAACACAUUUUGUAUGUUGAUGUAUUUUGUGCCUUCGUUUAAAGAAAGGUAUUUCCAGUUGAGAGUGGCAGAAUGUGAGGACCGCGCGUUACGGCACGCAAGUGCAGGGCACGCGAGACCAGAGCCGUGUCAGCGUGUCUGCCCGGGCCCCCUGGCUGGUCACCAGUCACGGGAAACUGACAUUCCUUUCUCACUAGCGACUCAGUUGAACUGUCCCCUCCUUUCUUACUAGUGACUCAGUUGAACUGUCCCCUCCUUUCUCACUAGCGACUCAGUUGAACUGUCCCCUCCUUUCUUUCUAGCGACUCAGUUGAACUGUCUCCUCCUUUUCUUCUAGCGACUCAGUUGAACUGUCCCCUCCUUUCUCACUAGCGGCUCAGUUGAACUGUCCCCU